Uncinocarpus reesii 1704 is the source of this 585-nucleotide messenger RNA. RefSeq lists its product as uncharacterized. NCBI's taxonomy places the organism in Eukaryota, Fungi, Ascomycota, Eurotiomycetes, Onygenales, Onygenaceae. The record is from RefSeq and is a predicted model, not a curated record. Bases 1 to 585 code for a protein of 194 amino acids. The transcript is spliced from 5 exons. Gene Ontology annotation, cellular component: small-subunit processome; nucleolus.
AUGGGGGUUCAAAGGAGAACCCGGAAAUUUGGACUGGUUAAACGGGCCAUCUCUCUUCGGGAUAGCAGAUUGAAACAAAACCAGGCAAAGGAGGAAGCAAAGAGCACUAAGCCUGCCAAAGCUGAGGUGGUCCGAGAAAUACCUCAAGCUUCCUCUGCUCUUUUCUUUCAGUACAACACCGCCCUUGCGCCGCCAUACUCCGUCCUAGUCGAUACCAACUUUCUCUCACAUACCGUUCAGCAUAAACUCGAGGUCAUACCAACGAUGAUGGAUUGUCUAUAUGCGAAAUGCAUCCCCGUCAUCACAGAUUGCGUUCUGGCCGAACUGGAAAAACUGGGACAGAAAUAUCGGCUUGCUUUGAGAAUCGCCAAAGACCCAAGAUUCGAAAGAGUCAAGUGUGACCACAAAGGCACGUACGCCGACGACUGCAUCGUUGAUCGAAUCAUCAAGCAUAGGAUUUAUAUCGUUGCCACGAAUGACCGUGAUUUAAAGCGAAGAAUCAGAAAAAUCCCGGGUGUUCCAAUCAUGAGCGUUGCCAGAGCAAAAUAUGUCAUCGAAAGACUUCCAGAUGCUCCCGAGAAGUGA